Molecule: messenger RNA, 1518 nt
Organism: Morchella importuna
Lineage: Eukaryota; Fungi; Ascomycota; Pezizomycetes; Pezizales; Morchellaceae
Exons: 3
Coding region: 1-1518 (505 amino acids)
Molecular function (GO): protein binding
Source: RefSeq, a predicted model, not a curated record
AUGCACUUCCAUGAGCUUAAAGGCUUCAAAAAUCCCAGCAUCCUUCCCAUCCCAAUCAUAACCACCAACACCGCAAUUGUCCCCAUGUCUCUAACCAUGAACCCACGCUCGAUCCGCACUAAGAAUUUUUACGAUCUCCCUAGGGGUAUAGCAGUCCAUAUUUUUAGCUUUCUCCCCCUGACUGCCCUCCUCGGUGCUCAACUGGUCAGCAAACGUUUCUACGUCCUCACGAGCGGGGAGGAAUUUAAACAUUGUUUUUUCCUCUCGCCACCAUUAUCGUCCCUAUUACCAAGCACGGAGGUAUUUCUUCAUCCAGUCUUCGGCAGGCUUAACUUUUCCGCCUACCACUCUCCGAAAGUCAUCAGGAUUGGGGAGGACCUGGAUAGUCUCAGCCUUUACAAAGCAAAGGUCGGCAAGCAGUUUGCAACCUAUCCCGCCUUGAAGAAUGUAGUUCUUAGGGUACUCUCAGGGGGAAUUUGGUCGUUUUCGACAGAAAUCAAAGUGGAGAAUGAUGAUGGGGUUACUGUAUGGGACGUUAUCAAUGAGUCUACAACCUUUUCGAACGAAAGCUUCAAGAGUUACACAAAGGUUAGCUUUGCAGACCAUUUUGGUCUUGAUGUCUGUGAAGAGCGUGGCUACGAUCCCAAGGUUCUUAUGCAGAACUAUGACUUCCUCGACCCUAAGAUGUCCUUCCCUAAAAUCUUAUUCAUUGAUCGCAACAGCAAAAAUACAAUUAUUGCAGAUUAUGAAUUCAACAAGUUUGCAUCUCUACCACUCAUCAAACGCCCGGCAGAUUGGGAUAUUGGUGAUAAUGAUACUGCUGAAAACGGCUACGAAAUGAAAGUGCAAGAGGCCUAUGAAAUUACGUCAUGUAUAGGUAUUGGCGAGGGUGAGGAGUUGGUAAACGCUCAGGAGGUGGAAAAAUCCAGAGAGACUGAUUUAAAGGACGAUGAAAGGAGGGAAGAACUACCCGCCUCCGCAUUAAGUACUGCUGGAACCGAGUCUAUGGAUAUAGCUGGUGGGGUUUUGUCUGCCACUGUGAAGGAAUCCUUGACCUUGGAAAAUAUUAGUCAAGAUACCCUCGCGCCACAGCGUGAGAAAGAGAUGGCCUUGGAAUCUCUAGGUGGCGCCUCCAUUGAGAUUGGCAAUAGGGCAACAGUUCUCGAGAGCCUUACCCUCGAAGGCCACAAAACCCAAGACAGUGAUUCUUAUACAACCGAGGAGUCUACUUGCCAGGUUGCGGGGUCCACGCCGCUGAUAUACGAAAUUGAGUCGGGGGCGAUACAGGUUGAUCUCACACCCGAAAAGAAAGUUCUAUCACCUAUUCGGGAUGACACGUGUGAGCCUAAUAUUCUAAAUAUUACGCCUCCUCAAACUCUUCAUACACUAAAACCCGACCUCCCUGAAAUUAACAUUGACGCUGGCAACGAGGACGAUGGCAAUCUCGACAUCGCAUCAGGUAAAACCUGGACUGUUAUGGAGGAGGAAUCGGACGAUUGGGAAGAUGCAUUUGCUUAG